AUGCUGCCCUCAUCCGUACGACGAGUCGUCGCUGCGGCACCUCAGUCGCCCGCCGUUUCCUCCGUGGCCUCGUUCGUUCCACGGCCUGCCGCCGCCUACACCCUCCCCUACAAGCAGCGUACCGGCCUCCAACAGCGCCGCUACUCCUCCUCCAAACCGUCCAACCCGGAUGACGGUUCCAGAGACUUCGCCGCCCGGCCCGUUCCUGCGUCACGAGCGUCCAAGUCAGAGAAAACCAAAGGGCAAGCAAAGGCACCCGUCCCGCAACCGCCCAGUGUCCCCAGUACUAGGCACAUUGGGGAUGAAGGCCUUGCACUCUCAACCUUUUUCGCCCUCCACCGGCCCAUCUCGGUCACCCAGCUCCUACCCCAGACGGUGUCGGACGAUACGUUUGCCCGAAUAUUUGCCCCACGGACUCGCAAUGGCAGAGUAGCCGAAGUUCUCUCGACGCUGUCACAAACGGUACACGACCUGGAGGAGCCCCUGUCGAGAAUGAGCAUUGCCAACGGAGACAAGCAGCAGUUGCAGGACGGGCAAGAGGCUGACGACGGGACCGCCAAGCUCAGCCUCAGGCAUGCUGAUGGCUCCGAGACCAACCUGCACAUUCAGCUCAAUCCCAUGUCGGGCCAGUACCUGCCCUACGCCCCGCCGCCGGCGCCCGAGCCGCUCACCGAGGCCGCCGAGGCCGAAGCCGAGGCUGCCAACAGCGCCGCCGCCGCUGAGGAGCUGGCCGAGCAGCAGCAGCAGGAGACGCAGACGCGCGUGUACAAGGCCAUGGUGACCAUCGAGGAGACGGUCGACGCCAGCGGGCAGAUCAAGGUGGUGGCGCACAGCCCGGAGCUCGUCGAGGAGGACGCUCCGGCGCCCCGCACGUUCCUGGAGCGCAUGGCGUGGCGCCAGCUGCGCUACGAUGAGGCACGCCGGCAGCAGGACCGCGCCAUGCAGGCCAUCAGCGUGCGCCGGCAACGCAAGCUGCGCAUGAAGAAGAAGAAGUACAAGAAGCUGAUGAGGAAGACGAGGAAUUUGCGGCGGAAGCAGGAUCGCUUGUAA
This is a messenger RNA of Parathielavia appendiculata, 1050 nucleotides long. RefSeq lists its product as uncharacterized. NCBI's taxonomy places the organism in Eukaryota, Fungi, Ascomycota, Sordariomycetes, Sordariales, Chaetomiaceae. The coding region runs from base 1 to 1050 and encodes 349 amino acids. The transcript has 2 exons. The record is from RefSeq and is a predicted model, not a curated record.